This is a messenger RNA of Osmerus eperlanus (European smelt), 4124 nucleotides long. It is a transcript of the gene nrd1b, whose product is annotated as nardilysin b (N-arginine dibasic convertase). NCBI's taxonomy places the organism in Eukaryota, Metazoa, Chordata, Actinopteri, Osmeriformes, Osmeridae. The coding region runs from base 41 to 3352 and encodes 1103 amino acids. Gene Ontology annotation, molecular function: metalloendopeptidase activity; metal ion binding. Gene Ontology annotation, biological process: proteolysis. The record is from RefSeq and is a predicted model, not a curated record. The transcript is spliced from 31 exons.
GUGUUGCUGUGACAAUAUAUGUUUCAAAACGGCUGCAAGAAUGCCUCAGACAAAUAAGGCGAUAAGUUGUCCUGGCGGUCCAGGACAGGCCUCUGCCCCAGACCGAGGUGAGCCCCCACCAAUCCCAGACGCUAGAGAUCCGUUGGCAACAGGGGAUGGUGCGGAAGCCACAGCACAGGAUCAAGGAGACCUCCACAUCAUCAAAUCUCCCAGUGAUCCAAAGAAGUACAGAUACAUAGAGUUAAGCAAUGGCCUACGAGCACUUCUUGUGUCAGACUUCAGUGGUGCUGAAGGGAAGGGAGGAGCUGAGGAGGAUGAUGAGGAGGAGGAGGAUGAUGAGGAGGAAGCAGGGGGUGGCGACGAGGAGGAAGAGGAGGGGGACUCGGGAGAAGGAACGGAGGAGGAGGACGAGGAGGAGGAAGAGGAGCACGACAGUGACUUUGAAGAGCUGGAUGAGGAGCAUGAGGGGAAACAGAAGAAAAGCUGCUCUGAGAAGCAGUCGGCAGCUGCUCUGUGCAUCAGUGUAGGCAGCUUCAGCGAUCCUGAGGACCUGCCUGGCCUGGCCCAUUUCCUUGAGCACAUGGUGUUCAUGGGCAGUGAGAAGUACCCAGCAGAAAACGGGUUUGAUGCCUUUCUGAAGAAACACGGUGGCAGUGACAAUGCCUCCACAGACUGCGAGAGGACCAUCUUCCAGUUUGACGUGCAGAGGAAGUACUUCCGCGAUGCCCUGGACCGGUGGGCCCAGUUCUUCAUCUGUCCCCUGAUGAUUGAAGACGCCAUUGACAGAGAAGUGGAAGCUGUGGACAGUGAGUACCAGCUCGCCAGGCCUUCAGACUCCCAUCGUAAGGAGAUGCUGUUUGGAAGCCUGGCCAAGCCCAGUCACCCCAUGGGCAAAUUCUGCUGGGGCAACGCCCAGACUCUGAAACACGAACCCAGAGGGAAACAGAUCAACACCUACCAGCGUCUCAGAGACUUCUGGAAGAGAUACUACUCUGCCCACUACAUGACCCUCACUGUACAGUCCAAAGAAACCCUGGACACGCUGGAGGAGUGGGUGAGGGAGAUCUUCAGCAAUGUUCCCAACAACGGUCAGCCGAUACCAGACUUCUCUGAUCUCCAGGAUCCCUUCGACACGCCGGCCUUCAACAAGCUCUACAGAGUGGUUCCUGUGAGGAAGGUGCAUGCGCUCACCAUCACCUGGGCCUUGCCACCUCAGGGGCAGCACUACAGGGUGAAGCCCUUGCACUACAUCUCCUGGCUGAUCGGCCAUGAAGGAACCGGAAGCAUCCUAUCUCUGCUCCGCAAAAAAUGCUGGGCGCUGGCUCUGUUUGGGGGGAACAGCGAGACGGGCUUCGACCAGAACGCCACCUACUCCAUCUUCUCCAUCUCCAUCACGCUCACCAACGAGGGCUUCCAGAACUUCCACCAGGUGGUGCAUCUGGUGUUCCAGUACCUGAAGAUGCUCCAGACCCUCGGUCCUCAACAGAGGAUUUAUGAAGAAAUUCAGAAGAUAGAAGCAAAUGAGUUUCACUAUCAGGAGCAGACCGACCCCAUUGAGUACGUGGAGAACAUCUGUGAGAACAUGCAGCUGUUCCCCAAAGAGGACUUCCUGACCGGAGACCAGCUCAUGUUUGAGUUCGACCCCCAGGUGAUCUCUGCAGCCGUGACCCUGCUGACCCCGGAGAGAGCCAACCUCCUUCUGACGUCCCCUGAGCACGAGGGACACUGCUGUCUCAAGGAGAAGUGGUUUGGCACCAGCUACAGCAUGGAGGAUAUCCCUGAGGAGUGGGCCCAGCGCUGGGCAGGAGACUUUGACCUCCACCCUGACCUCCAUCUGCCCGCAGAGAACAAGUUCAUUGCUACGGAUUUCACUCUGAAGGCAUCGGACUGCCCCGACACAGAUGUCCCUGUCAGGAUAGUGAACAACGAGAGAGGCUGUCUCUGGUUCAAGAAGGACAACAAGUUCAAAAUACCCAAAGCCUACGUUCGUUUCAACCUCCUCUCCCCGAUGAUUCAGAAGUGUCCAGAGAACCUUGUGCUGUUCGACAUCUUCAUCAACAUCCUGGCUCACAACCUGGCGGAGCCGGCCUACGAGGCGGACGUGGCCCAGCUGGAGUACAAACUCAUAGCAGGAGAGCACGGCCUGGUCAUCAGGGUCAAGGGCUUCAACCACAAGCUGCCCCUGCUGCUGAGCCUGAUCGUGGACCACCUGGCCGACUUCACGGCCGAGCCCGGCGUGUUCACCAUGUUCGCCGAGCAGCUGAAGAAGACCUACUUCAACAUCCUCAUCAAGCCAGAGAGACUGGGAAAGGACGUGCGUCUCCUGAUCCUGGAGCACUGCCGCUGGUCCGUCAUCCAGAAGUACCAGGCCAUCAUGCAGGGCCUGACCGUGCAUGACCUCAUGGCGUUCGUGGGCGGUCUCAAGGCCGAGCUGUACGUCGAGGGGCUGGUGCAGGGAAACUUCAACAGCGUUGAGUCCAUGGAGUUUCUGCAGUAUUUCAUUGAUAAGCUGCAGUUCAAGCGUCUGUCAGUAGAGGUCCCCGUUCUGUUCCGAGUGGUGGAGCUGCCCCAGAAGCACCACCUGUGCAAGGUCAAGUCCCUCAACAAGGGAGACGCCAACUCUGAGGUCACCGUCUACUACCAGUCCGGCCUCAAGAACCUGAGGGAUCACACUCUGAUGGAGUUACUGGUGAUGCACAUGGAGGAGCCCUGCUUCGACUUCCUCAGAACAAAGGAGACACUCGGGUACCAGGUGUACCCCACCUGCAGAAACACCUCCGGGGUCCUUGGCUUCUCCAUCACCGUGGAAACACAGGCCACCAAGUUCAACACUGACUUUGUGGAGUCCAAGAUCGAGGAGUUCUUGGUGUCGUUCGGGGAGAAGAUGAGCAGCCUGACGGAGGAGGGCUUCCGGACGCAGGUGACCGCCCUCAUCAAGCUGAAGGAGUGCGAGGACACGCACCUGGGCGAGGAGGUCGACCGCAACUGGUUCGAGGUGGUCACCCAGCAGUACAUCUUCGACAGGCUCAGCAAGGAGAUUGAAGCCCUGAAGAUCAUCACCAAAGCAGAGCUGGUGUCCUGGUUCAUGGAGCACAGGGAUUCCUCAAGCAGGAGACUCAGUGUUCAUGUGGUGGGCUUUGGUGAGGAGGAGGACGGGCCGGCUGAGCAGCCCUCCUGCAGCCCUGCCGGCCCUGCAGGCCACGGCCCCGGGAACGCCUCCUCCUACGGCGAGGUGUCCAGGCUCACCUUCCUGCCGGCCUCGCCUGUGCUCCCCGACGUCACCCUCAUCACAGACAUCCGCGCGUUCACCUCCUCCCUCACCCUCCACCCCUACCACAAAAUCCUCAAGUAAACCCCCACACACAUACACCCCCGACCUUGGGAGGAGUGGGAGAGAUGGUGUCAGACGUCUUGUAUCUCAGGAUGACAAGGCCCUGGUACCAUGUGGCUUCUACAGAAGGGAAACGCCUGCCUGCCUCCCUCCCCUUUCCCCUUCUCUUCUCUCCAUCAAAAUAAUAAAGUGUCGACCACAGCGGUCAGUAUCUAUAAUUGCAAAGACCACUUUACAAAGAGGAACUGGUUGUCGGGAGAGAUGGUUAAACUUGAUGGGUCUCCAGUAUUUGUCUUUAGUUUGUCUGGCCAGUGCCCCCUGAUAGAACGUUAUUGAUGUGUUAACAACUCAGGAUGUUGGGUUAACAAGGGAUAAGAAAAACAAGAAGUAGCGAAGAAACGGGGAUUUGGUUUUCAAUCAUGUAUUUGAACUACAUAUCACUGACCACUGUAUCACUAACAGAUGUAACAUGUUGGAAGAAACUUGUAUUUUGAUAAUGGCUCAUCAGGGUUUAUAUAUACAUGUUUCAGGCUGAAAGAUUUUGUUGAUAGAAUCCAAAUAAUCAUUGUGUGUGAAGAAGACCUAAAAUGGUGGCCAGUGUUGUACUUUUAAGUUGAUUUUGUUGUAUUGUUUUAACGGACAGGUUGCGCAGAGGGGAGAAAGAUAAGGCGUCAUGAUCUUUGUCGAUUUAAAAUUUCAUCCCUACCUCCUUCCUUUUAACCACUGGACUGGCAUGUUUUAACCUGUCAUCAACUCAAAUGUAUAUAUUUAUUAAAAGUGAAUGUAGAACCAA